Molecule: messenger RNA, 2152 nt
Organism: Glycine soja
Lineage: Eukaryota; Viridiplantae; Streptophyta; Magnoliopsida; Fabales; Fabaceae
Product: patellin-6-like
Exons: 4
Coding region: 396-1661 (421 amino acids)
Molecular function (GO): lipid binding
Source: RefSeq, a predicted model, not a curated record
UCACUCUCUCUGCCACGAGCCCUUGUCUCCAUUCACUCCCCUCAUCACCACAUUCAAAUUCGUUUCUUCCUCAAACACCACUUUCAUAGUUUCAUCUCCCUCACUCUCAUUCAAACACAACACAACACAAAGUGUCACAAACACACACAGUUCCAAACUCAAAUCUCGCCUCAAACCUCUCUUGUUCUCGUUUCCCCACUCCCUCAUUUUCCUUCCUCUACCCGCAUUUUUCUCUAACCACCCCUCACACACUUCACUUAUAGAGAGAGAGAAAGUUCAGUGCUUUUGUAUAGAAUCACCACCCCAUUACCCUGCAUACACCAUUUAAUGCAUUGAUUCCAUCUGGGUCAGUCACAAUAACAGAAGAAAAAAAGAAAGGAAAAAACCCCUCUUUGAUGAUGGACACCACUUCAUCCCCUUUGUCCCUCCAAACCCAAAAAACCACCUUCCAAGAACUUCCAGAAGCUUCUCCCAAGCCAUACAAGAAGGGCAUAGUAGCAACCUUAAUGGGAGGAGGUUUAUUCAAAGAAGACAACUACUUUGUGUCCCUUCUGAGAUCCUCAGAGAAAAAAGCCCUUCAGGAGCUGAAAACCAAGCUCAAAGCUUCAUUUGAAGACUCUCCCUCUGAUGCAUCCAUGUGGGGAAUUCCCCUCCUUGGAGGUGAUGACAAAGCUGACGUCAUUCUCCUCAAGUUCCUAAGAGCAAGGGACUUCAGGGUUGGUGAUGCACACCACAUGCUUAUGAAGUGUCUAUCUUGGAGGAAGGAGUUUGGUGCUGACACAAUCUUGGAAGAGGAAUUUUUAGGCUUGAAGGAGCUUGAAGGGGUGGUGGCAUACAUGCAAGGGUAUGACAAAGAGGGUCACCCUGUGUGCUACAAUGCCUAUGGGGUCUUCAAGGACAAGGAAAUGUAUGAGAGGGUCUUUGGUGAUGAUGAAAAGCUGAAGAAAUUCUUAAGGUGGAGGGUUCAGGUUCUUGAGAGGGGCAUCAAGGUGCUUCAUUUCAAGCCUGGUGGGGUCAAUUCCCUCAUUCAGGUCACAGACCUCAAGGACAUGCCAAAGAGGGAGCUUAGGGUGGCAUCCAACCAGAUCCUCUCCUUGUUCCAAGACAACUACCCGGAAAUGGUGGCUCGCAAGAUUUUCAUCAACGUGCCUUGGUACUUCAGUAUGUUGUAUUCAAUGUUUAGUCCGUUUCUGACUCAGAGAACCAAGAGCAAGUUUGUGAUCUCUAAGGAAGGAAAUGCUGCCGAGACACUCUACAAAUUUAUGAGACCUGAAGACAUUCCUGUUCAGUAUGGAGGACUGAAUCGGCCCAGUGAUUUGCAGAAUGGUCCCCCAAAACCUGCAUCUGAGUUCACAAUCAAAGGAGGAGAGAAAGUGAACAUACAAAUAGAAGGAAUUGAGGCUGGUGCAACUAUCACAUGGGACAUUGUAGUGGGAGGGUGGGACUUGGAAUACAGUGCUGAGUUUGUGCCAAAUGCUGAAGGAAGCUACACCAUAGCUGUUGAGAAGCCAAGGAAAAUGGGGGCAUCAGAAGAAGCAAUCCACAACUCAUUCACAUCAAAAGAAUCUGGCAAAAUGGUACUCUCGGCUGACAACACUGCCUCAAGGAGGAAAAAGGUUGCUGCAUAUCGCUACUUUGUCCGCAAAAGCAGCACCAUUUGAGAAUGGCUAUUAUUAAAUAGUUUCUAGGACCUUCUUUAUUAAUUAAUAUCUUGCUUGUGAUGUUACUUUUUCUACCUUUUUUUGGGUUAAAUUUUUAGAGGGUCUUCUUAUUUAUGCUUCUGAACUCAUUAAAAGCCUGUUUCACAGGUAUUAACUAGUAGUAGUUUAUUAACUAGUAGUAGUUGUGGUGGUACUAAUGUGAUGUAAAAAAAGAGAGAAAAAAUGGUUGUUGUGGUGGUGGUAGCAUAUGGCUUGGUAUAGAAGGAAAGCAAGUAAGUUUGCUUAUAUAGCAUUACCAAAUUACUGUUUGUUGUCCUUCACAUUGUGGUGACUCUUGUUGCAAGUGAGUGUGUGUGCGUGCGUGACCAUUGAUUGUAUUAUUGUUGUCCUUUUUGGACACGUGGUUAUUUGUAUGUUGCAAUCUAGAGGCAUCAUCACUUUGUGAAGGAGCAAUCUAUGGUUUAUUUAUUUAUGAUUUAUGAUUUGAGGUU